AUGGAUCCUUUCGGCCAAUCUCCGGCUGAGCCUGGCUCCGUCAUGAGCUCGUUGUUUGGUGGUGGAGGACAAACGCCGGCAUCGAAUCAAAAUCACGGUUCGUCGUGUAUUUUAAACUUUAUUUGUUAAUUAAGGUGUCAGUUCUAUUUUGAAUCCUAACUCAAUUAUGGGAAACUCGAUUCUGGGGCCAGGAUCUUUGAUGAGCGGAACUGGACCAGGUUCAGUGUUUGGCUUGAACCCGCAUUCUGUUAUUGGACAAACUCCUCAAUCAAACGUUAUAAAUCAUGGUCCGGGAUCGAUUUUGGGCGGUUUGGGUGGAUCAGUCAACGGCCCUGGAUCUGUUUUGAAUCCAUCGUCUGUUUUAAAUGGGCCUGGUAGUGUCUUAAACAAUCUCAACAACCCACCUUCUGUUUUAAACAAUGUCAGAGGACCAGGUAACUUGGUUUUAUCGCUCGAUGAAAAUAUGUUUUAGCGUUGUGAUAGACAAAGCUUAAAAGAGUGCGGAAUGGAUAUUUGUGCGGAGACUUGGCGUUGCCAUUUGCCAAGCUGUAUAAAAGAGGCUUGUUGCUUCUCAUUCACUUCAAAAAUCUUGCAGAUUCGGUAAUGAACAGUCAAAACGGUCCAGGUUCAGUUUACGCUGAGAGAGAGCCAGCUUCAGUCAUGAACCUUCAUGGUAUUCCUCAAUAUGGAGAUGCUCCGCCAUCUGUAAUGCCCUUGGCCGUUCCUAUGACUCCUUUACAAGGCGAUUUCCAAGGUAAUAGAGAUCUAAUGCCGGCCUCGAACAUUCCUGCUACUGUACAGCCUCCAACUCCCAUGAGUGUUGCCAUCGACGUUCCAUCGCCAACUUUACAGAAUAUUGUAUCUACUGUCAACCUGGGAGUUCAAUUGGAUCUUAAGAAGAUUGCUUUGCAUGCCAGAAAUGCGGAGUACAAUCCUAAACGUUUUGCUGCUGUUAUCAUGAGAAUCCGAGAGCCAAGAACGACAGCUUUAAUAUUUUCAUCUGGGAAGAUGGUUUGUACUGGAGCUAAGUCAGAAGAAGCUAGCAGGUCAGUGUUUUCUUAUUCUUAUUAUAUAGAGCAUAUACGUUUGUAAAAGUAUUAUUUAAUUUAGCACAUUUAUUCAAAGAUGUUUCAAAAUGGAUAUUUUUGGCUUUUAAAACCUUUUUUUAGAUUGGCCGCCCGAAAGUACGCUCGGAUCAUCCAAAAACUGGGAUUCGACGCCAAGUUCACGGAAUUCAAAGUGCAGAACAUGGUGGGAUCGUGCGAUGUAAAGUUCCCUAUUUUGUUGGAAGCGCUGUGUAUUAAGCACGCACAGUUCUCAACGUACGAACCAGAACUCUUUCCCGGUCUUAUUUACCGGAUGGUUAAACCUCGAGUAGUUCUCUUAAUUUUCGUUUCUGGGAAAGUAGUUAUUACAGGCGCCAAGUUUAAGCGCGACAUUGACGAGGCUUUUAACCAGAUCUACCCCAUCCUCAAGGGUUUCAAGAAGUAA
This is a messenger RNA of Bursaphelenchus okinawaensis, 1491 nucleotides long. The record is from the annotation of a GenBank genome assembly. NCBI's taxonomy places the organism in Eukaryota, Metazoa, Nematoda, Chromadorea, Rhabditida, Aphelenchoididae.